Hyposmocoma kahamanoa is the source of this 1211-nucleotide messenger RNA. RefSeq names its product venom serine protease 34-like. The coding region runs from base 141 to 1211 and encodes 356 amino acids. The record is from RefSeq and is a predicted model, not a curated record. Gene Ontology annotation, biological process: proteolysis. Lineage: Eukaryota; Metazoa; Arthropoda; Insecta; Lepidoptera; Cosmopterigidae. Gene Ontology annotation, molecular function: serine-type endopeptidase activity. The transcript has 9 exons.
UAUACCUGGGCUCAUCCCGCACGACAAUACAUGUUAUUUCAUUUUUACAUCUGUGUUUUGUUUUGAUUUAUUUCAUAUUCAGAUUGCGUAUUUUUAUUCAAGUGCACUGCUUUUAGUUUUGAUACUUUAUCAACUGGAAAAUGUUAGAUCUACGGGCAGCCAUACUGGUCUUAGUUCUCGGCUAUGCGUCCGCGCAGAGUCCUGGCUGUGACUAUUACCAAGUUGUGCAACCCGGACAGACAUACUACGCAUACAGCCCCAACUACCCUAACAACUAUACCGGAACGAUAAGUUGUCGCUGGAUAGGAUCAUGCCCGCCUGGAUAUAACUGCAAACUUGAAUGUACCGAAGUCUACAUACCUUAUACCCAAGGGUGCACUACUGACCGUCUGUUGAUCUCAAAGACCGGCGAUCCAUUGCUAGCAGCCGCGCAGACGUACUGCGGAAAUGGUCAGAUCACCGUCGUUUCCGACCUGCAACAGAUAAGUCUCGGCUUGAUGGCGACCAACAGCAGAGGGGGCAGGUUCUUUUGCCGACUAACAGCUGUGCCUGCUUCUGUUGUUGACAACUGCAGAUGUGGAUAUAAAAAAACGAAUCGUAUAGUUGGCGGCCAAGAGACAGGGGUCAACGAGUUUCCGAUGAUGGUAGCUCUGGCAGACAGAAGCAUCAGUGAGGUCAAAUGCGGCGGAGUGAUCAUCGACAAACGAUGGGUGAUGACGGCAGCCCAUUGCCUCGUUACACAGACUAUAAAUAAUAUAGCUGUUAUUGUAGGCGAGCAUGAUACUUCUACAGGAUCCGAUACCAAUGCAGUGCAAGGCUUUGCUCCCAAGAGGUUUAUCAUUCAUCCAAACUUCAAUCAAAACAACUAUGACAACGACAUCGCUUUGAUUGAGCUGAACAGCGACAUAAUGUUCAACGACAGAGUAGGGCCGGUUUGCUUGCCAUUUAAAUUCGCCACUGCGGACUUCUCCAACACGAAAUUUACUGCUUUAGGUAUGGAAGGAUUCCCUGCAAACUGUCGUGAGCCUAACUUCCCUCCACCCCUUGACUAUAGGCACAAAAGCAAUUUCAAAACUGCACGUGAACAGAACGAAGUUGUUGCUUUAUUCUGGGUUAAAGCCCACGCGAGGUUGGAGGAAAACGAAUUGGCUGACGCAAGCCAGCAGGUCAAGGACGUUCCCCAAAAGUCAAAACAGAUGCCUAGCUAUUAG